AUGACUAUGUCUUCUCCCGUGGGACCAGAAGGAAUCACUCUGGCUCAGCCCGUCCCUAUUCCAACGCUGACUGUCCUGCCACCAUCCUCAGAUACAGAGUCCUGGUCUCGCUCACCUAGCCCCAGACUGUCACGCUCCAGCCGCCAUGGUCGAUUCCACCGCAGCAGGCCCCGAACCAAGAAACAAAACGAGGAAGAGCAAGGCUGCACCCCUAAACGGCAAUGGGGUAAAAAAACACACAUUCUAAUUGAGGAGACUGUGGAAAAGGGUACCAUUCAACAUCGUAGCCCCUCGCCCUCACCCUCUAUGUCCAGUCAGAUGGAGGGGGAUGAGCAAGGUCGGGACAGCCCUUCACAGGACCUCCUCCUGCCACCGUCUCGCUCCUGGUCUCGUAGUCCCUCUCCCAGUCGGCGCUCCCGUUGGUCCCUCAGAAGCCUGCUCAACAGAGACUCUGACUGGGAGGGCUGCAGUACGGCCAGUAACUCUCCACGCAGCACGCCCGGCAGCUCUCCCUCCUUGCGGCGCAGGGUCCUUGGGGGUGGCAGGGCCAGUGAGAGCGAGGGUGGUGGAGGAGAGAAGAGCAGUGGUGGAGGAGGAGGUGGUUCAGAUAGCCCCCUGCCCUCCAUACCCUCUGCCUCCUCCCUCACAUCCGCCUACCCACUUGCCUCUCGCCACUUCAGCCGCAAUGCCAAGAAAAUGCAGAGCUGGUACAAUGUUCUCAGUCCUACAUACAAACAGCGGAAUGAGGAUUUUCGUAAACUCUUUAAGAAACUUCCUGACACAGAGCGACUUAUAGUGGAUUACUCUUGUGCUCUGCAGAAAGACAUACUGCUUCAAGGCCGCCUUUAUUUGUCAGAGAACUGGCUUUGUUUCUACAGUAACAUCUUCCGCUGGGAAACCACUAUCACUAUCCUGCUGAAAGACGUGACCUCUAUGACCAAGGAGAAGACUGCCAAGCUCAUCCCAAACGCCAUCCAGAUCAGCACUGACAAUGAGAAGCACUUCUUCACAUCUUUCGGAGCAAGGGAUCGCAGCUUCAUGAUGAUUUUCCGUCUGUGGCAGAACGCACUGUUGGACAAGUCUCUGUCCCCCAAAGAGCUCUGGCACAUCGUACACCAGUGCUAUGGCACUGAACUGGGCCUCACUAGUGAAGACGACGACUACGUCUCCCCCACCGCCGAACACAUGAACGGCCUACUGCCAGGAGACGAGUCAGUCUCGGUCACAGAUCUGCUAGACCUGAGCUCAGUGUCGGUCCCCUCCACCGGCAGCUCUCCCCCUCCCCUGGUGCCCUGCAGUCCAGCCAGCCCUCCAUCAGCUGUCAACCUCGGGGGCUCCUCUCCCCCUUCCUCCGCCUCCUGUCUGCCCAUAGAGGUGCCUUCCUCAUCUGGACGCAGACUCAGCUCUGACCCCCUUGAACCCAGCCCGCCUAGCUCCCACAGCUCGCUGCCAUCGACCACUCCCACCAACGCCUCUGCCUCUGCUCCGGCCUCUGCUGCUGCCUCCUUUAAUCUGGAAGAGGGUGGGGAAAGCCUGUCCGAGUCAGCCAAUCACAUGCUGCCCCUGCCAACCACCAGUCUGGGAAACCUCUCCUCAUUGGAUAUCACCAAUGAUGAGGAAUUGCCUACAGACCCCAGCAACUCCUCUGACACACAAGAAGAGAGUGAAGUGGAGUCGUUCUGCGCCGACCUGAGCGGGCGGCUGCACAUCAACGCUGCAGUUCGAAUGAGUGUAGACAAGCUGCACGACCUGCUUUUCUCUGCUGACACACACUUCAUCCAGCACCUCUUCUCCCAGCGACACUUUACUGACCUGUCGGUGGGUGAGUGGCAGCAGGACAGCAGCAGCGGGAAUACCAGCCGCGUGCUUAGCUACACCAUCGCCCUCAACAACCCGCUCGGCCCCAAGACCGCCCCUGUGGUGGAGACGCAGACAUUGCAUAAGAGCAGUGCCCGGGGCGAGUGCUUCGUGGUGGACUCGGAGGUCAUCACUUCAGGCAUCCCCUACCAGGACUAUUUCUACACAGUCCACAGAUACUGCCUCACCUCCAUCAACAAGCACAAGAGCCGGCUCAGAGUUUCCUCAGACAUCUGCUACAGGAAGCAGCCGUGGAGCCUGGUCAAAGCGUUGAUUGAAAAGAACACCUGGAGUGGCAUUGAGGAGUACUACAGACACAUGGAGAGCGAGGUGUGCAAGCUGGAGACACUACUACAGUCUGAGGUUUCCGUGGUGACCACAGGCGAAGCAGUGGGCGCCGACGCCGCCAAGACCCCACCGGCCCUGCGGCGGCGCAAACGCACCUGCUCUCGACGGCAGGGCGAGAAGGAGAGAGAGAGGGAGGGAGGCGGCAUGGGCACCGGAGACCGAGGGGACAGAGGAGUCGGAGAGGAGAGGGACAGGAGAGAAGCCAGUUCCCAGUAUAUGAAGCUUGGGGAGCGUUCACGUGGUGGAGGACACAACAGUAUAUCCACCAUCCUCCUCAUCGUCAGCUUCAUGAUCUGUAUCAGUCUGGUGGUGCUGGUGGCUCUCAACAUGCUGCUGUUCUACAAGCUGUACGCUCUGGAAAGGGCGGCCCAUACACUGGAGACAUGGCACUCCUAUUCUGUUGCUGACAGUCCUUUGCCUCAGACAGCUGGCGAGUGGGCUCAGGUCUUACAGCUUCAGAGGCAGUUUCACCAGGCUCAGCUCAGCAAGUGGCAGCAGAUCCUGCAGUCGUCUGUCACGCUUCUCGAUCAGAUGAAGCAGUCUUUAGAAAAGCUCCACCGGGGCAUCGUGGUCCCAGAGGUGCAGCAGGAUCCACCUGAUGAUACCCUCACAGAGUCCCUGACUGAGGACUGAGCCCUGCCUCUUCUGGUCACCACAAACCCCCCCCUGACUGUCUCCCAUCUCUGAACACACCCUGGUAGAAAAGAGGGCGCUGGUUGACUUGGAUCAGGACACUGUUUGCUCUUUCCCUCGUUUCCACCGACGACCAGGAGUGGGACAUGCAGGGGGGGGACUCCAUUACCCACAACUCUCCUCACCUGACUGACUUGAAGUGGCUAUGUUUGCCUUCAGCCUGAACCAGAAACACCUUCAGUGAACUCAUGCAGACUGGAAGCUAUCAGGACCACAGCAAUAAUUUACCUACAGCUGCAAGUCAUCUGUACGUACUGUAUGGAAGCAGGCCACUGGUGGGCCGACUCAGACCAUCCACUCCUCAAGAAACAUUUCAAAAAGGCCAACUGUGUUUCAGAAUAACUGCUUCAGACCUCCUUCAUCUUCCUCCCAUUUUAUGACUAUCACAGACUUCAGUACUCUUCUGACAUGCAGCAUUUCAUAGGUGCAGUGGGAAGGGAUCGGUGAUUUCUGGGAGCUCGCCCUCCCAGACCGGGGAACAAUUAGAUACCUUUUGCCUCUAGUGAACGCCUGCUGAUACGAGAAGAGGGGGCACCACCUGCUGUGCGGACGUGAGGAACGAACGCCCGGAAGGAGAGGGGAGAGUGCUGACAGGAGCAGGACACCUCUCUCGCUCUUUCCGUCAGGGAUUUGUUCUUUUCACGUCCGAGCUGAGCCCCCUCGAAGGCCGUCGGUCCUCUGCGAAAGGGGACAAGGAACAUUUCACCACCAGACACUUUAGUUUUCUCCCUCAAUUUUAGAUGUAGGUUAUACAUCUGAAGAUAAAUCCCAAACACCCUCACACUCCUCCCAGUCCGGUCUGGGUUUUAUCCUUUUUCGAAAUCAGUGUGUUGGGUCGUUUGUUAGGACAUCAAGCUGCGUCGUUUUCUUUGGCUGUUAGAGUAUUUAUUAUUACCAAUGACUUUUGAUCUGAAGUCCUGUCCUGCUCUUAAGAAAUCAUUUGUUGGUAUCUUGUGCUCUGAUUUGCUGUUGCGGUGCGGACCAAGAAGAGCUGCGCGAGAAGGAUUACUGUCACAGCAAUAAUGACAAUAGUGAUUCUAGUACUUUUUGAAUGUUUCAAACAAAGUAGUAUAUAAUAAUAAUAAUAUGAUGAUGAUGACUUGUGUGUGAAUGUGUGUAGAGGCAGUGAAAAAACGAAGCAAAGAAGAUUUCGACCUGACAGAUGUGUGCGUGCGUGUUCACGAGGAGUCCUCAGAGUUACAUUUUCAGAUGUUACAUUUUCAUAUUAGCGUUUCUUAAGUUUGUCUCUGGAGAUUUUCGUUUUCACACGUGGUUGCUCACUCUUUGUAUCGCAGAGCCGGACUGUAACAGUUCAGGAUUUACCGUAGACUUGAUCAGGUGGAAACCUAAAUAUCAGAACAGCUACUUCGUUGUCCAACUGGGCUGGGCGCUUCGAAACAAAAGGACCAACCAGAAUUUUAUAGGCCCAGGUGAAGAAAAAGGGAAUCUGUUUUGCAGUAUUGUUUUUUUGUGUGUGUGUCUGUAAGACUAUUUUGACUUGUUUUUCUCUUUUUAUUCGAUUCCUUUUUCAUUUUCUAUCUUUAUUAUUUUGUCGUCUUUAUUUGUUGCUUAUUUUCAGCCAGUCCUCCCGUCCGCUCGAUUCUGGCCUCUGCUGAUGUGAAAACAUGUCACUCGUCUGUACUCCCGCUUUGUUUUCUUCUGCUCGUCACUCAACCCCACUCUUCCUCUCUUUCCUCUAUGUGCUCCUACCCUUCCCCCGCUCUUUCUCUCUCUGUUUCACUGAAAAUGGCGGCUACAGAAGCAUGUGGGCCAUGCUGUGCAUGGCUGUCCGCGGAUAACAAAGGGUGUAAUAUUUAUU
Messenger RNA from Chelmon rostratus (copperband butterflyfish), 4717 nucleotides. RefSeq names its product GRAM domain containing 1A (gene gramd1a). Gene Ontology annotation, biological process: intracellular sterol transport. The coding region runs from base 1 to 2838 and encodes 945 amino acids. NCBI's taxonomy places the organism in Eukaryota, Metazoa, Chordata, Actinopteri, Chaetodontiformes, Chaetodontidae. Gene Ontology annotation, molecular function: sterol binding; sterol transfer activity. Gene Ontology annotation, cellular component: endoplasmic reticulum-plasma membrane contact site; endoplasmic reticulum membrane; plasma membrane. The transcript has 20 exons. The record is from RefSeq and is a predicted model, not a curated record.